GCUGCACACGAAAGGACAAGCGACGACGCACUACUAUCCAUUUCAAAUACAUACCAGAAGAUAGCGUUUUACCAUGAAAACACCGAUGACGAUGGGAAUUCUAAACUCGAUGGCUGCAAUCGCUGUCAUUGCUUCCAUCUCAAACACGAUGGAUAUAUCCAUCGAGGCAUUCCUGCCUUCCUCCCACUAUCCGAGACCGGCAGCACUUGGAAAACUUACUGGCAGUCGCGGAGUCGAAACGCGGAUCUGCAUGUUUGAUUGGGUCAACGACCUGUUCGGAGGCGACGCCAAGAAAAAGGAGGAGGAAGCCGCUGCCGCUGCAAAGGCAAAGGCAAAGGAAGAAGCCGAAGCAAAGAAAAAGGCGGAAGAAGAGGCAAAAGCUGCUGCCGAGCAAGCUGCRAAGGAGAGAGCCGAGGCGGAGGCAAUAGCCAAGCAGAAAGCCCAGGAGGAUGCCGCCAUGUUGGCGAAGGCAAAGGCGGAAGCUGAAGCUAAAUUUGCCGAGUUCGAAGCCCAACAGAAAGCAGAGCAGGAAGCUAUAGCUUCAAUUUCUGCCCGAACAAAGGCGAAAGCCGAAGCAAAGACCGCAGUGGAAUCCGAGACUGAAAAGGUGGAAGACGAAACGACUACCAAGGCCGAGGAGGAGACCGAAAUAAAGGAUGCAGCAGUCGAGACCAUGAAAACGGAGAAAAAGGUUGUAGCUAAGAUCAAGGAAGAAKCUGAAGCAACUGUAGCCACCGAAGCUCAAGCUGAGAAAGUGAAAGAUGCUGCAAAUUCUACGGCAGAGGUAGAAGAUGUUGCCGCCGCACAGAAAGAUACAGAGGAGAAAACGACGAGUGAGACAGCAGAGAAUGAAGAUGAUGGCGAAUUAGCUAGAUUCAAUGCCUAUCUGGACGAAGUAAUCAAGAAAGGGGAUCGCAUCAAGGGUGUUGUUCAGUGGUACAAUCCGAAGAAAGGGUUCGGUUUCAUCAAGCCCUUCCAAACUGCAGACGAAGAAUUUGAAAUUUCCAAGGCAAUUCGCAAAGAACGGGCUGUCAAAGAACACGAGAAGAAAGUGGUGACAUACAGUCCAGGUAUUUACGUCCAUCAUAAUUCCCUCUACACACCUGACGAAACCUACUUUCGAAAAUUGUAUCCAAGAGAAUCAGUAGAACUGGAGGUUGAUUACGAUAAUGAGGGCCGACCGACGGCCAAGGACGUAACAGGACCUGAUAGAACGGACAUCCAGGCCAUACUGAAAGAGAAGCUUAGACGAGAAGCUUCAUAAAAGUACCGAAACUACAAAUAUGAUGGCGCAAAGGGAUCCAAUUACAUGAAUAAAAUUAUAAGAACCCG
Molecule: messenger RNA, 1332 nt
Organism: Pseudo-nitzschia multistriata
Lineage: Eukaryota; Bacillariophyta; Bacillariophyceae; Bacillariales; Bacillariaceae
Source: the annotation of a GenBank genome assembly